Stegastes partitus (bicolor damselfish) is the source of this 2608-nucleotide messenger RNA. RefSeq names its product N-glycanase 1 (gene ngly1). The transcript has 12 exons. The record is from RefSeq and is a predicted model, not a curated record. Gene Ontology annotation, molecular function: peptide-N4-(N-acetyl-beta-glucosaminyl)asparagine amidase activity. Bases 104 to 2035 code for a protein of 643 amino acids. Gene Ontology annotation, biological process: protein deglycosylation; glycoprotein catabolic process. Gene Ontology annotation, cellular component: cytoplasm; nucleus; cytosol. NCBI's taxonomy places the organism in Eukaryota, Metazoa, Chordata, Actinopteri, Pomacentridae.
UUAGCCCGAAGAGCGACACCACAGUUAGCCAAACUGCACUGUUAGCAUUAGCUCUCUGAUUUAAAAGUGACAGGACUUCUCAGUUUGUAGAAGAAAUACCGACAUGGCUGUGUCACCAGCAGUCACAGCGCUGUGUGAGAAUACAAACGAAGUCUUCUUAGACGUCGCCAAGUUGUUACUCACAUACGCGGACAAUAUUUUAAGGUUUCCCAAUGAGGAGAAGUACAGAUCGAUCCGUAUUGGCAAUCCUACUUUCUCCACCAAAGUGUUGCCCAUCAAAGGUGCUGUGGAAUGUCUCUUUGAAAUGGGAUUUGAAGAGGCUGAGACUCACUUGGUCUUUCCCAAAUCUGCAUCUGUGGAACAGCUGAAGUUCAUCAGGGAAUCUAUUGCAGAAGAGAGGGAUCAGAGGUUGCAUGGAGGAUGUCCUUCCCAACCUGCUGCUCAGGCUGCUGUGGCCUCAGCUUCAGCUUCAGCUUCAGCACCAGACAGCAAUGCUGCUGCAUCUAGCCAGCCAGUAGUAACACCCGCACAGCAGCCAUCUUCUUUGGAGAGCAGUAUGAGCUUUUUUGUGACUCUUCAGUCUAACUUUCAACACGUGAUGCUGUAUGAAAACCCUGAGUUGCAGCAGAAAGCCAGAGGCUCCAUCCCUCACCAGGAGCUGUCUUCUGCUGCUCAACAAAAGCUCAAGGAGGCUAAACAGGCCGACCCAGAAUGUAAACUUGGAAUAGAGGACUUCCUGGUGCUGGAGUUACUCAGGUGGUUUAAACAGGACUUUUUCUCGUGGGUGGACUGUUUGCCCUGCACACGCUGUGGAGGUCCAACCCAACACGGCAGCUCCCUCAGUCCAAGCACUGAGGAUCUCCGCUGGGGAGCUCAGCGAGUGGAGAACCACUACUGUCAGAGCUGCCAACUCUCCACCCGAUUCCCCAGGUAUAACAAUCCUGAAAAGCUGCUGGAAACCAGAAGGGGGCGCUGUGGGGAGUGGGCCAACUGUUUUACCCUCUGCUGCAGAGCACUUGGACUUGAGGCCAGGUACAUCUGGGACAGCACAGACCAUGUGUGGACAGAGAUUUUCUCCGUUGCCCAGCGUCGUUGGCUGCACUGUGACUCGUGUGAGAAUGUCUGUGAUAAACCGCUGCUGUACGAGAUCGGCUGGGGAAAGAAACUGGCCUAUGUUUUGGCUUUCUCUAAGGACCAGGUGGUUGAUGUGACGUGGAGGUAUUCCUGCAAACAUCCAGAGGUUUUGUCGAGAAGGACCCGGGUUCAGGAAGCCUGGCUCCUGCACACCAUUAAUGGACUCUGUGCCUCCAGGCAGCAGUCUCUGAGUCCAGAGAGGAAGAAGGAGCUGACGGAGAGGCUGCUUGUGGAGCUAGUGGAGUUCAUUUCCCCAAAGAAACCUAAACCAGGAGAGCUGGGGGGUCGUAACUCUGGCUCUCUAGCCUGGAGGAUAGCACGGGGAGAGACCAGCAGUGCCGAUACUGAGACCUCCACACAGGGUGCAGGUUUCGUUUUUACUCCUACUGAGAAAGAAAAGAGUGACAAGUUACUACAUGUGCGCUACAAUAUCACCAAAGAUCAGUACUGUCGAGUAUCCAGCAACUCUGAGAUGGUCCAGAGCUGGGAUCAGUGUGUGUGGAAGAAGGAGUCUGUAUUCAGAAAGGUGGAACAGGACUGGAUGAUGGUGUACAUAGCACGAACAGAAGGCUCUUCUAUGGGAAAAAUCAGCUGGAAGUUUGACUUUGCUCCAGCCGGAAUGAAGAUAAAGCAUGCGUCCGUCAUGGCCAGUAGCCAAACCUUCCACUCUGGGAAAGUCUGUUGGCGCUUGCAUUCAAGCCAAACUACGACAGAAUUCUCUGGAGAUGGGAAGAUGCAGCCGUUCUCCAGUCUGUCCGGUUCUCCAGAGCUCAUCGUUUCGGCAGAGCUCAGCGGAGGAGACGGGGACCAGUCGUGGCAGCAUUCUCAGCUGUUCAGACAGAGCUUGAAGGAGGAAGAGGAGCCAUCAUUUGAAAUCAUCAUCCACCUACAAGAUGAUUGACACUAGUUUUUACCUAAAAAAAAAAAUUCACAGUUUGUUGUUUUAUUCAUUUCUCUGACAAGUUCGAGGCUAGCUGCUGGGGUGAUAGUUCGGCCUGUAAAGUUGACACGUGUUGGCAAAUCAGUGCAAUAUUUUAACGUGUAAGUCCUCCAGGGUGAUUAAACAUGCAUGGGCUAAUGAUAGGUGAAUGAAGAUGUGAUGUGUGUACCUCUAAUUUGACUUAAGGGCCAAUUGUAAUCAAAAAAACAUAGUUUUUUUUGUUUAAAAAAAUAAAUUGCCUCCACUGUGAAUGUAAUUGUACUUUUUUGAUGCAUGGAGACAUUCCACAUCAGGAGCCAAGGUUGAUACCAUCAUCAGCUCAGGUUUCUCAAGAUCUCCUUUUAGUAAUAAAGUGUAUUUGUUUUGUUGACUGUGUUGUUUAAUAAUGAGUUAUAUUUUCCAUCUUUCCACCCCGAGUUACAUGCCUGUAAUUCUAAAUUGAACAAAUCCUGUUAAUAAUGUCAGCAUUGGUGUCACAGUAAAGGCUGAACCUGAGUGAGCGUAUGUAGCGGUGUAAUAAAGGCAUGUUUUCUA